AUGGGGACGCAGCGGCUUGCGCGUCUAGUGCCCACAAAUAAGCCGAAGAUUGGCAGCCGCUCCUGCUCUCCACUUCUAGUGCCUGGCGCAAACGCUUGUUUCAUCCUUGCCGCUGACGGCGCCCGCGGCGUGCUGCCUCCCGACCCUCGCAAGCUUUCCGUCUCUGACGAGGACGCAUGGGUGGUUGCAACCGUGAUCCGUGGCCCGCAGAGCGGCCACGUCCGCCUGCGUCGUGACGAUGCACCGCCCGGCGUCGACAUUGAAGUCGAGAGGCCCGAGGCGGAGGUGGCAGCCUGCAGCAUCGUCUCGGACUCGGAGCCGACGCUGGCGGCGUGCGAGGACAUCGUCGGUCUCGGCGACGUCAACUUUGGCGCGAUGCUCCACUCCUUCCGCCUCCGCCUCGAGAAGGACCGCAUCUUCACCAACAUCGGCCCCGUCCUUGUCGUGAUGAACCCAUACCGCCCGGUCGACUCGUGCGCGCCUUCGACGAUGCUCGAGAUGGCCAAGAAGACGUCGGCAAGCACGGACGCGAACGACCUCCCGCCACACGCCCACUCAUCCGUCGCUCGGGCCUACUCGUCGAUGGUCCAGGGCAAGCACGGCACGCCGCAGUCGGUGCUCGUGUCUGGUGAGUCGGGCGCCGGCAAGACGGAGACCAUCAAGCUCUGCAUGGCGGCGCUCGCAAACAUCUCGCGCUCGACCGGCUCCACCACCGAGGCGGCGCUCGAGUCCGGGCUCCUCCUCGAGGCCUUUGGCAACGCGAUGACCGUCUACAACCACAACUCGUCUCGCUUCGGCAAGUGGUGCGCCCUCCUCGCCCCUUUCUGCCGCGCCGCCAGAAUCUCGUCCGGAGUGAUCCAGUCGUACCUGCUCGAGCAGUCGCGCAUCGUCUCGGCGCCCUCCGGCGAGCGCAACUACCACAUCUUCUACUACAUGCUCGCCGGCAUGCCCGAGCCUCUCCGCUCGCAGCUCUACCUCGUCGGGUGUAAGCAGGUGGCCAACCCGAGCACGGACAAGGAGGACAACCCGGGCAAGGUUGCGGACGCUGCGGCGCUCUCCGUGGUGGCGGACCUGCUCGGCAUGAAGCAGAAGGAGCUCGAGGCCAAGCUGACGACUAAGGUCCUCAAGAUCAACGGCCCGUCCGUCUUCUCCAAGCGCCUCACGCGGCAGGGAUCGACCUACACGCUCGCCCUCUCUCCCGAGCAGUGCGGCGACACGCGCGACGCCGUGGCGCGGGCGGUCUACUCGGCCGUCUUUGACCACGUGAUCAAGCGGCUCAACCAGACGCUCGGCGCCGGUAGCAUCGCGGCCUCCGAUCGGCGCUCGAUCGGCUUCCUCGACAUCUUCGGCUUCGAGAACUUCGCCUUCAACUCGUUUGAGCAGCUCUGCAUCAACUUCACAAACGAGCGGCUCCAGGCGCAGUUCACCGACUCGCUGAUCAAGCGGCAGCAGGAGGAGUGGAAGCGGGAGGGCGUGCACUGCGCGCACAUCUCCUUCCCCGACAACGCCGGCCAGAUCGAGCUGCUCGACAACUCCAAGGGCGGCGUCCUCGCGCUGCUCGACGAGGAGUGCGCCGUCCCCAAGGGCAGCGACGAGGGGUACGUCUCCAAGAUGCACACCGCCUUCGCCUCCAACGAGCUCUACUGCAAGCCGCGCCGCGGCAAGGGGGCCGCCCUCCACGGGGGCAAGCCGGGCGUCGUCACCAAGUACGACGCGCUCCAGUUCAUCGUGCACCACUACGCGGGCGAGGUGCAGUACACGGCGAGCCGGUGGCUCGAGAAGAACCGCGGCACGCUCCACCCCGACCUCCCGAAGCUGCUGGCCGGCUCGUCGCGCCCGCUGCUCGCGUCGCUCUUCGCGGAGCGCGCCGCGGCGGACGAGACCAAGCGAGCCACCGUCGGCGCGUCGUACCGCUCCUCGCUGCGCGCGCUCUCCCAGACGAUGGCGGCGACCACGCAGCACUUCAUCCGCUGCAUCAAGCCGAACAUGGAGCAGCGGCCCGACCACUUCAACGGGCAGGUCGUCUCGCGCCAGCUGCGGUACACGGGCGUCGCCGCCGUCGUCGAGAUCCAGCGCGCGGGCUACCCGAUCUCGUACACGCACGCCAGCUUCAUCGGCCGCUACCGCUGCGUCGCCUUCGACAAGCCCGAGCUGCUCGCGAUGGCGCAGUCCGACCCGCGGCAGUGCUGCGCCGGCAUCCUCGAGUACGCGCAGAAGCUCGCCGGCGACUCCGCGCCCAAGGAGCCGUGGCUCGAGUCGCUCCUCGCGCAGGUCGGCGCGACCAAGGUCUGGCUGCGCGCCGAGGUGCUCAACGCGCUCGAGGUGCCGCGCCGCUCCGUCACCGGCCGCGCCGCCGUCGCCUGCCAGCGGCUCGCGCGCGGGCUUGCCGCGCGGAAGCUCUUCCUGGUCGCCGUCAAGCACGCGUCGGGCGUCGCGGCCGUGCGCGUGUGUCUCGCCAACAAGGACGUGGCGGGCGCGGAGGCUGCGCUCGACAAGCUGCACGCGCAGUGGGAGAGCUCCAAGGCGGCGCUCGCCGCGCUGCCGCCCGAGCAGCUGGCCGGCGGCAAGGUGGCCAAGAUGCGCGCAGAGCUCAACGAGCUGGCAUGCGAGGUGCAGGACCUCAAGGACCGCGUCGUGCUGUCGUGGGAGUCGGGCGACCGGUACGAGGGCGGCUGGAAGGACGAUAACCCGCACGGAAAAGGGACGUACCACUAUGCGGACGGCAACUCGUACGAGGGCCGGUGGGCGUGGGGCGUCAAGGAGGGCAAGGGCGUGUUCCAGUGGGCGGCCGGCGAGCGGUACGAGGGCGAGUGGGCCGACGACAUCAUGCACGGCGAGGGCACGUACACCUUCGCCGACGGCUCGAGCUACAAGGGCGGCUACUGCAGGGGCGUGCGGCACGGGCAGGGCACGUGGACGUACAAGGACGGCGGCCACUACGUGGGUACGUGGGAGGCGGGCAAGAAGCACGGCCGCGGCGUGUACACGGGCCAGGAGGGCAACGUGGUCUACGACGGCGAGUGGAAGUACAACAAGGAGCACGGCGAGGGCACCUUCUACCAGCCCGACGGCGGCUUCUACACGGGCACGUUCUUCGAGGGCAAGCGCCACGGGCAGGGCCAGUACACCUCGCCCGCCGGAGAGGUCAUGUUCAAGGGCGAGUGGCUGGACAACAAGCCAGUCACCAGCGGCUCGCAGCGGGUGGCGGCCGCGCCCGUCGCGCCCGCGAAGCGGCUCUCCCUCACAACCAAGGACAAGAGCGCGAGCGACCAGUCCGAGCUGGUGCCGACGCCGUCCACACCGCGCGGAGCCUCGGCGGCGGCGGCGUGAGGCGCCAGGUGGGGGGCCCUCUCUCCCCGCCUUUGUGGCCGGUCUAGAUGGGAGGGUAGGGCUGCUCCCGGGUUGGCGCGAGAGAGUGACGCCGCGCUCGCCCUUGCGGCUAACUGCCGCGUCGUACUGAGAGAGGCGCGGUUGGCAUGAUGUGGCGGCUGUGAAGUAGUAGCGCGCAAGUGUGUGGGCAUGGGAUCAGAUAUGCGCGCGUGGCGAUGGUGUGCAUAUGACGUGAGUCGACGCGCGCGUUGCACAUUUUUUAACUGUAACACCACUAAUAUU
Emiliania huxleyi CCMP1516 is the source of this 3612-nucleotide messenger RNA. RefSeq lists its product as hypothetical. Gene Ontology annotation, biological process: vesicle transport along actin filament; actin filament organization. The record is from RefSeq and is a predicted model, not a curated record. Bases 1 to 3330 code for a protein of 1109 amino acids. Gene Ontology annotation, molecular function: actin filament binding; ATP binding; microfilament motor activity. NCBI's taxonomy places the organism in Eukaryota, Haptophyta, Isochrysidales, Noelaerhabdaceae. Gene Ontology annotation, cellular component: actin cytoskeleton; cytoplasm; myosin complex. The transcript is spliced from 5 exons.